Molecule: messenger RNA, 426 nt
Organism: [Candida] anglica
Lineage: Eukaryota; Fungi; Ascomycota; Pichiomycetes; Serinales; Debaryomycetaceae
Source: the annotation of a GenBank genome assembly
AAAAUGAAUCCAUUGAAUAAGAUUAUUUUCCUUUCAGCAUUUCUAGCUUCAGGUUUCUUGUUAAUUCUCUUAUCAUGUGCAUUAUUCAACAAUUGGAAACCACUUUGGGUGAUAUUAUUAUUCUUGUUAGCACCAUUACCAAAUAUUGUUGCUCAAUCAGUAGACAGUCAUCGGGAUGAUUUUUUAACAUUCUCAAAUGAUCAUGGGAAUACCCCAACCGCAUUAAAGGAAUUUUGUCAACAUUUUACUGGUUUCCUUAUUGUUAGUGGUAUAGCAUUACCGUUGACAUUGUACCAUUCCAAUCUCAUCGAAUUAGGUGCCAUGACCAUGAGUAUAGUUGGAGGGUUGGUUGUUUAUUGUGCCAUCAUUGUCUUUAUUUGGUUCUUUAGUGAGGAUGAAGAAGAAAAUGAUGAUUUCAACUUUUAA